AUGUUAUAUGAUCAUGCGAGAUCUGGUCGCUCCGGGGGUGGUACAGCUUUAUUGUGCCGUGACAGUAUUAGCGUGACGAGAAUCGCGGCUGGCGAGAAAAAGUCAUUCGAGUUCUCUGAGUGGAUCAUUCUUGGUCGGGGCUCUCGGAAAGUCCGCGUCGUUGUUGUGUAUCGCCUGCAGUAUUCUUCUCAUCCUGUGUCUGUUGAUGUCUUCUUUGAGGAGUUUUCAGCCUAUCUGGAUUCAAUCAUCCUUUCCUCAGAGCCGUUGUUGAUAACUGGCGAUUUCAAUAUUCAUGUAGAUGUUGUCGGGGAUCCUGUUCGCGCGAACAGCAUGUUACUACGCCAACUCACGAAUCGGGGCGAACAUUGGAUCUAA
Pocillopora meandrina is the source of this 375-nucleotide messenger RNA. Lineage: Eukaryota; Metazoa; Cnidaria; Anthozoa; Scleractinia; Pocilloporidae. The record is from the annotation of a GenBank genome assembly.